CUACAAUAACGGCCAUCAUUCUCCGUAGCCACACGUGAUACGCUGUAGUUGCAGGCGGUGUGCUACAUGAGAGCAGCGACUAUGAAGCUGAAGGCGCAGUUGUGUGUCCUGCUGCUGGCUCUGGGCCUGUGCGUGACCCUGCACGUGAGGGCUCAGGAAGACGACGUGGAUGUGGAAGAUGACCUUGGUAACCUGGAAGAUGAAGAGCUGCUGGAUGGAGGAAUGGAAGAGGAGGAGAAGUCGGCCCCUGCACCCGCCUCUGCACCUACCGUAACUUAUAAAGCUCCGGAACCGAAGGGAGAGCACUUCUUUGCUGAGUCGUUCGACAAAGGAACGCUGGACGGAUGGGUUGUAUCUAAGGCAAAGAAGGAAGAUAUUGAUGAAGAAAUUGCAAAAUAUGAUGGUAAAUGGGAGGUUGAAGAGUUGAAGGACACUAAGCUACCUGGUGAUAAAGGCCUGGUGCUUAAAUCCAGAGCUAAACAUCACGCUAUCUCUGCUCUGCUGCUGCGGCCGUUCACGUUCGACACUAAGCCCCUCAUUGUCCAGUAUGAGGUGAACUUCCAGACUGGAAUCGACUGUGGCGGCGCCUACGUCAAACUGCUCUCUCAAAGCCCAGACCUCGAUCUGGAUGAGUUUGUUGACAAGACCCCCUACACCAUCAUGUUUGGGCCGGACAAGUGUGGUGAGGAUUACAAGCUGCACUUCAUCUUCCGUCACAAGAACCCUAAAACGGGCGAGUUUGAAGAGAAACACGCCAAGAAGCCAGAAUCUGACCUCCGCACUUACUACACAGACAAGAAGACCCAUCUUUACACACUGGUGCUGAACCCUGACAACAGCUUCGAGAUCCUGAUUGACCAGACUGUGGUGAACAGUGGAAACCUGCUGACCGACAUGACCCCUCCAGUCAACCCACCUGCAGAGAUCGAGGACCCUGAUGAUCAUAAACCCGAAGACUGGGACGAGAGACCCAAGAUCCAGGAUCCAGAUGCAGUAAAGCCUGAAGACUGGGAUGAGGAUGCUCCUGCUAAGAUCUCUGAUGAAGAUGCAGUAAAGCCUGACGGUUGGCUUGAUGAUGAGCCUGAGUAUAUUGGUGAUCCCGAUGCCAUCAAACCAGAGGACUGGGAUGAGGAUAUGGAUGGUGAAUGGGAGGCGCCUCAGGUCCCGAACCCUGCCUGCGAGUCUGCUCCUGGCUGUGGCAAAUGGGAGAGGCCGACUAUUGAUAACCCCAACUACAAGGGCAAGUGGAAGGCACCCAUGAUCGACAACCCCAACUAUCAGGGAGUGUGGAAACCCAGGAAGAUCCCCAACCCUGACUUCUUUGAGGAUCUGCAUCCUUUCCGCAUGACACCUUUCAGCGCUGUGGGUCUGGAGCUGUGGUCCAUGUCCUCAGACAUCUUCUUUGACAACUUUUUCAUCACGUAUGACCGCAACACCGCUGAGCGCUGGGCUGAAGAGGGCUGGGGCCUAAAGAAAGCUGCAGAGGGAGCUGCUGAGCCUGGCCUGAUGAACCAGAUGAUUUCUGCUGCAGAAGAGAGGCCCUGGCUCUGGGUGGUUUAUGUUCUGACUGUGGCUCUUCCCCUGGUUCUUGUCAUUGUCUUCUGCUGCACUGGAAAGAAGAAGUCUGCCCCGUCUGCUGCAGAAUACAAGAAGACUGAUGAGCCACAGCCUGAUGUGAAGGAUGAUGCAGAGGAAGAGAAGGAAGAGGAGGAGGAGGAGGAGGAAAAAGCUGAAGAGUCAGAGGAGAAGGAUAAUGCAGAGGACAGUCCUGCAGAAGGAGAUGCGGAAGAAGAAGCAGAAGUAGAGAAACAGGAAGAAGAGGAAGAUAAAUCGGAUGAGAAACAAGAAGAUGAAGUUUUGAGAAGGUCCCCCAGAAGCAAAGCGAAAGCUAGAAAGGACUGAAUGACUUUCUUCUGAUUUUUGUUUUUGCUUCCUGGAUCUGUUCAACAACUGCAGCCCCUGUCCUUUGUGUCCUGUGUCCCUCCCCCUUACCUUUCCUCAAUGGGACCUCCUUUUUUCCCUCCCUCAUUCUUUCCUCUUCGCCCUCAUUCCCAUCUUCUCUGGUCUUCUGCUCCAUCCUUGCUAAAGCGAUGACAAACCGAGAGAACACAAAGUCUGUGGCGCGAUCGACAGGAAGAAAGCAAGAAAAUCAAAAAUCCAACACGAGUCACUGCCUCGGACCAGGCUGAGGAGUAAGGUGAUGCUGAAGAUAACUAUGAUGUAUAGAGUAGAAACCCUUUUUGUUUUUCUUUGUUUUUCUUUGUUUGCUUUACUAAAAAGGAAGAAAGAAACUUUUACCAUUCCUUAACUGUGCUCAUGCUAAUGAAAAAAAAAAAAGCCUCUCUCCUUUUCCCAACCUAAACAACACAAGCCCUCCAGCCUCCAGUCGGCACAUUGCUACUCGGGACAGUAUUCAUUCAAUCGUCAGAUGUGGCAACACUACAGCCCUGUGCUGCAUGGCAGGGUUUAAAGCAGACGCUGAUUCAUCCAUGUACGAGAGUGGAGAGGUGUUGGAGUCCAGAGAUUCCCCAUUUUUAGAAGGUAGAUCAGAUACGGUCAGGUCAGUAGUUCAGUUGGUUCAGUUGUUGACCUGUCUGCCUGAUGAUUAUUGACAUAAUGAGAGAUCACGUUACCUUGGCAUUCAUUCCACAGAGAUCUUUUUUUUUUUUUUUUUUUUUUUAUUAUUUUUUUGUCAUUUAGUCAGAGCAGACCAUAGUGGAUCCUAAAGACACCCUGGUUGCGCCGUAAAUUGUGCGUUUCAGAAUUUGGGUGUUUUUGCUGCAGAAUCCCAGUUAGGUUUGUGGAGAAUGCCAGUUAGGCUUUAGGUUCUAGCAAGCUGCCUUAUUUCGUAGGAUGUGGAGACACAUUUUUGGCUGAUUUUAUUUGUGUGAAUGUACUGAGUUUCUUUUUUUUGUUGUUGUUACUAAUAUAUAUGGUUAUGAUUUUUUUUUAUGUCACCAGAACUUUCUUUUUACUAAAUCAUGGAUUUUCUUACAUGUAUUACUUUUGUUUGGUUGUUUUCAGGUUUUGAACUUGCAUAGCAGUAAACUGUUCAUAGUUCAUAACAGGGGGGCAGACACAACACAACAUUCUUAUUGAGUUAAGUUUGAUGUUUAGGUUAGCGAAUGAGAGAAUGACGAGAACGGUUCCAUGCUGAUCACCAAGGGUUAAAACCUCAGAUACGACAGGGCUUGCGUCCUUGCCUGGCAUGACUCACGGUGUAUUUCUGCUCAGCCUGUUAUCUUUCCAUUGGUGCACUAAGUCAGUCUUCUGACGCUCCAUUGGCGAAUGACUUGGCUCCACUCACACGUUACAUGAUGUAAUAUCCUGUCCCAGCAGCAGCAGCAGCAGCGGCAAUAGCAGCGUUUUAGGGGGCCAAGCACUUCCUACAGUGCUGAAACCCUAUUGGAUUUUUUGUGUGUAUGUGUGUAUUUAAACACUUCAACCAUGUCCUUCAAUGUACUUCAAUGACUUUGGGACCUUUUCUAAUAAUUGUUAAAGACCUUUUUCCAUAGAUUGUAAAAUAAGCUUUCAGAUUUCUUCCACUAUUUCACUCUGCCCAAAACAUUUUUACCCCAGAGACAUAUGAAAUGGCACUAAUGGGGACAAACCCCAAUCUGGAGAAAACAAAGGCAGCAAACCUGUCCAUUCACUCCAGCUUGCCUUAGUUACUAAUUUUUGCUUUUAGUGAGGCUAACCUACCUCCGCCACCACUACUGUUCCAGCCGGCAUGGCGGAGGAAGGCGCUGUGACUUGAGCUCUGCCCCAAGUUUGAAAAAAGUUGGCACUUUUUAUAGUAACUGAGUCGAAAAUACACAUUCACACAUGCAUGCUGCACUGCUGCCACACUAAAAGCUCGCUGGAUCUCUCGCUAACUAGCAUCAAUCUUCACUGUCCUCCAUCUUGUCACCCCUGUUGCAUCUGAGAUUUGUCCCAAUAUUUGUUUUUUUCUUUACCAUCUCACAAGUAAUGUUUUUGCAAUGGAUGGCCUGGAUCGAUGCAAAUAUGAAGAAAGCUGAUUAUCCUUGGUAGAGUAGUGAGCGUGAGAAUAUCAAUGUGAUCAAUGACUGAGUCUGUAUAUUUAAGGGUGGGUGUGGGUUAAGGCUGGGGAGGGGGACAAAUUCCAUCAUGUUACUCACAAAACUAAAAAUAAAUGGAUUUGAUGAAAGACGG
Molecule: messenger RNA, 4173 nt
Organism: Astyanax mexicanus (Mexican tetra)
Lineage: Eukaryota; Metazoa; Chordata; Actinopteri; Characiformes; Acestrorhamphidae
Gene: canx
Product: calnexin
Exons: 15
Coding region: 67-1902 (611 amino acids)
Biological process (GO): protein folding
Cellular component (GO): endoplasmic reticulum; endoplasmic reticulum membrane
Molecular function (GO): calcium ion binding
Source: RefSeq, a predicted model, not a curated record